This is a messenger RNA of Canariomyces notabilis, 711 nucleotides long. RefSeq lists its product as uncharacterized. The coding region runs from base 1 to 711 and encodes 236 amino acids. The record is from RefSeq and is a predicted model, not a curated record. NCBI's taxonomy places the organism in Eukaryota, Fungi, Ascomycota, Sordariomycetes, Sordariales, Chaetomiaceae. The transcript has 3 exons.
AUGGCCCGCCAGUUCCGAUUUGUGGCCGUCUCGAAUCCGACGCAAGCCCCGUCACCCGAGUCCAGGAAACAGGACUAUUCACACGCCUUUCGCCAGGCACACGCCCAGAGAAGACGCAAGCAAACGGAACGAUACAGAAAAGGGAUAUUACUAGCCAGCGGCCCGGUUAUCAAGGUCUUGCCUCAGGCCGCAUCCGAGGAAGCCCCCUUCUCGAGUCCACUGAGCCAAGUCACGGUACUCAACAAUAACAAAGACCCUUUCUCGUCCAUGGCAAGACCGCUCUCUUCGGUGGAGUAUUUCCUGCUACAUCACUACAUCCACGUAAUAAUCCCCUCCACCCUCGGCCACUGCUCCUUAUUCUCCUCCUCCUCCUCCUCCUCCGACCAUCCCUAUCCCUCUCCAGGAACAGUCGAAUCCCACAAGACCCAGCUGCUGCGGGAAUGGGUCGGCCUGGCCAUCACCGACAACGAUCUCAUGACAGCCGCCGUUCUCCUGAGCACAUGCCGCUACAUCAUCCAGCAGGUCCAGCCAGACAAAAAGCCUGUCUUUGCCAGGCUCGCGUUGCAGUACAAGCAGACAUGUCUUGAGACACUCCGGCAGAAAGUCAACAACAACACUUCUGCCGGAGGAGUAAGGUUUGGUGGGAAUGGCAUGACUGCUGCUUUUCCCCCUCUCCCCCUCCCCCCCGGUCCCGGAAGAGGAGAUGGCUGA